Molecule: messenger RNA, 3519 nt
Organism: Gryllus bimaculatus (two-spotted cricket)
Lineage: Eukaryota; Metazoa; Arthropoda; Insecta; Orthoptera; Gryllidae
Source: the annotation of a GenBank genome assembly
AGAGGUUGCCACCCAACACUUUCCCGCCAAACGUUGUGACGUCGUUCUAGACAUCUCUAUACACGAGAGUAUGCACUAUAGUGCUUGACACCCGCUAUUCGUCACGUGACUUCUGUACGCUACGAUUACUCGCACAGGCUACGCUAUGCAAAAAGUUUCCGAAAACCACUGGCAUGAAAAUGAAAUUGGUGGUGAGCGACUGUGAAUUUUGGUUAUGAAGACUAAUGAAUACUCAACCAGCACUUAAUGAGUUUUGCGGUAUAGUUGUUUGAUGCAUAUAGGUGUGUCGAAUUGGUGGAGUUAUCCGGAAUUGUCAGUCAGUGCCGUAAGACAAAGAAAGUAUUCGGAUUUCAAGUGAUUGCGUCCUUUUCUGUUUUAAUGAAAUAUCAGUAUACUUUACUGAAGACUGAGCGGAAAGAGUGUGCAUCUUUUGUACGUUACCAUUAAUAGGGAAGAUUAUACAUUAGUGUGGUGAUAUAAACAAAUAUUGACAAUGGUUACUCUCAUGCAACCAUUUAUGAAUGUUGAGAGUUCCCGAUCAUAUAUAGAUGAGCUGUAUUCGCCGGAUCCUGAAAAGUGUUUGCAAGCAAUUGUUUGCUUGAAGAAUUCCGUGAUUGGAAGCAACCGUCAGAAAGGGCACGUUAUAUCACAAGGUGUUGUACCUCGCCUUCUUCAACUGUUGGGAGAUACUGCACUGUCAUCGCAAAUUAAAAUAGAAGCAACAAUUACAUUGGGUUCAUUGGCGAAAGGCACAGAAGAACAUGUAAAAGCACUUGUGGAACUGGGUGUAGUUCCUAUGCUUAUAAAUGGUUUGGUGAGUGAUGAUGCAAAAUUGAUUGAAGCUAGUUUAUGUUGUUUGAGAACUAUAUUUCAAGUACCAUGUGCUCCUGUUGACCUUAUAUAUCAAGAUGAAAAUUUUACUCUUCAUUUACUUAGUUUGGCUCCUCAUUCUGUGUCCAAUCAAGUUUGUGUUACAACUAUAUUGGCUGCUGCAUGUAAGACUGUUGAAAAUCAAAAUCUGUUAUGUGCACAAGGAGCUGUUCAAACAUUGGCAGCUUUACUCUGUUCUCCCCACUACAAAGUUCAAAUGCCUAGCUUGAUGUGUUUAGCUAAUAUGUGCCAUCAAAAUUCAAAUGUGUCUGCAGUUGUUGCUACAGCCAGUUUUGGUGGGAAGUCUGUUCCUGACCUCUUAGUGGGUUUAAUGGCAAGGGAUAAGCCUAGUGAAAUGCAAAUGGCUGCAGCUAAAUGUGUGACAUAUAUGCAUCGUGCUGGUGCAAUCAGUGCUGAAGAUCCUAAAAUAUUAUACAAGACCCUUCCGUGUUUGGUUCGCUUAUGCAAGAAAGAUCAGUCAUGUGGAGAGAGGGUAACUGCUGCUGAGACUCUAGCUUACCUCACAGAAGUAGAUACAGAACUCCAACGACUUGCAUCCAUUUCGAAUCAUCUUGUGCCUACACUAGCCGAACUACUGCGAUAUCACCCAGAACCUCCAAUACAUCCAAAUCAAGCUGCUCAAAAACUAGAACAGGAAGCAAAAAUUGCUCAGGACAUGAAGCAGGCUGCAUUCAGGGCAUUUGCUUCUCUGGGAGCGAAUGAUGAAGAUAUUAGGAAGAAGAUCAUUGAAACGGACAAUUUGAUGGACCAUAUAGUCAGUGGUUUGCAGGACCCCAGCCCUAAAGUCCGAUUAGCAGCUGUAAGAUGUUUGCAUUCUCUUUCUCGAUCAGUUCAGCAGCUCCGAACAACUUUCCAGGAUCAUUCUGUGUGGCGACCUCUGAUGCAACUGCUGCAAGGAGCUUCUGACGACAUUCUUACUAUGGCUUCUUCAACUUUGUGCAAUCUCUUGUUAGAAUUUUCUCCUUCUAAAGAACCCAUUUUGGAAUCGGGUGCUGUAGAUCUUUUGUGCAAUCUUACAAGAAGAAAGGAUCCUGCUUUAAGAUUAAAUGGAAUAUGGGCACUUAUGAAUAUGGCUUUCCAAGCAGAACAAAAGAUAAAAUCACAAAUUUUAGAUACUUUGGGAACCGAUCAGAUUUUUAGACUUCUUUCUGACCCUGAAGUAAAUGUGUUAAUGAAGACUCUGGGUCUUUUGCGAAAUUUACUUUCUACCAAACCCCACAUUGAUCAGAUAAUGGGCAGACAUGGGAAUCAGAUAAUGCAGGCGGUUGUUCUCAUCUUGGAAGGGAAUCAUAAUGCCGAAGUUAAGGAGCAGGCAUUAUGCAUUUUAGCAAAUAUAGGUGAUGGAGAAUCAGCCAAAGAAUACAUCAUGGCAAAUGAAGAUGUAUUAAAGAAACUAACUGAUUACAUGAUGCACUCCAACGUGAAACUGCAGAUUGCAGCCAUAUUUUGCAUUUCGAACCUUGUGUGGCGGGAAGAGCCCGGUGCUAGUGAGAGGCAAGCGCGUCUUCGUGAAAUGGGAGUUUUUAAACUCCUGCAACAACUUAUCAUGACAAGUGACACUUUAUUGUUUGAUAAAGUUAAGACUGCCAUGACACAGUUUCCAGAAGCAUGAUGGCUGUGGAAUCCAGAAUUGUACAAUCACUUGAAAGCCUCAUUCAUGAAAAUGCCUUGUAUUUCAUGAAUUCAUGCGUUAUUGUUUUUAAACAUUUCUGUUAUAUAUGGCUGCAUCAUGAUUGGUGAUAGAGUUAGCUAUUUAAGUGUUUUAUUUGAUUUUUUUAAGGAUAAAUUGUGCAAUACUUUGUUUUAUUAAAUGUUUGUAGCAAUAUCUGUGGAAAUAUUUUUUUAUGUUACCUGCUUACCUGUUUUUCUAAGAUGUCAGUAGGGAUAAUGGUGAUUCACCACUAAAUUUAAAAUAGAAAAGGAAACCGAAUACAUAAAUUUCAUCUUUCUUUUUUAACAAUUAUUGUAGAGUUGAUGGUAAAAUUGAAAAGCUUGGCUCUAGUUAGUUCUAUGCUUCUUCAAAUUCAUUCUGACAGUAGAUGAAGGUUUCAGUUAUAUAUUUCUUUUUGCAAGUGUUAAAAAAAAGUAUAUGAAGGUGAGUGUCAUUUGUUACAACAGCACCAUAAUAUUUGCACAAAAGUAGUCAUCAUCAUGGUAGUAUAGUAUGCCAGGAAAGUAUCUUUGCACUGAGGAAAAAUCAGGGGCUCCAAUUAAAAAUAGCAUUUAUGUUGGUAACUACCAGAUCACUGGGAAACAAAUGAAGGGGAUGACACUUCCUACACCUAUUAUGAUUGUGGUGAGUACGCAAUUUAUGUUUACUUUUGUUACAAGCUGCUGUUCCUGCUAACAACAUACUUUCUGUUGUGGCAAGGUGCUACUGUGGAGAGACUUUCCUGGUCCGCUAUAUUUUCUUAUUUGUCCCAAAAGUGGUCAAUAGUAGAGCCAAGUCCUUCAAUUAUUAUUUCUUGCACAUUGGUACAGUGGGCCUUGUCUAUGACCAUGUCUUUUAGAUGACCAUCUAUCUUAAGAACUGAAAUUUUGUUUAACAUUACAAGCAUUAAGAAUGCUGUACUACUCGUUUCUCAACUUGUCAUUAGUGAUAAAUAUAUCAAUUUCACUUCAAAAAUU